Filobasidium floriforme is the source of this 5448-nucleotide messenger RNA. RefSeq lists its product as uncharacterized. The record is from RefSeq and is a predicted model, not a curated record. Bases 200 to 5284 code for a protein of 1694 amino acids. NCBI's taxonomy places the organism in Eukaryota, Fungi, Basidiomycota, Tremellomycetes, Filobasidiales, Filobasidiaceae. The transcript has 7 exons.
GGUUUGCAACGACAACAGCCUUGUUCGACUCUCUUCUCCUCGUUUGAGUUUCAUAAUACCUCUCGCAGCUGGUCUGCCCAUAGGAACCUACGCUCGCUGGACGUCCGUUACGAUUCCUCUUCGGCAAUUUUAGAAGGCUUUUUUUCAUAAUAUCGAUCAGGACAGGCUUCCUUCGACAAAUCACAAUCUCUCUCUCAACAUGUGGGCCGCUUCUUUGAUUUCCACCGUACUCAUCUGCGCCGGCGCAGUCACCGGACGACCGGGUUGGCACUUGGACGAGUUCUUUCCUCUGGCUUCUGAGCAGCUGGAUACCAUCGUCAGCCCUAACGCGCAGUCCAGUCAUAUGCACCGUAUCUUCGGUGCCUCCGGUUUCAAGGCUGCUUUCAACUUUGACGACAACCGAGCGUCAUCAUGUUCGUCGGUCGCUUUCCAGGCCGACAUGUCCAACUACUGGAUGCCUCAACUCUACUGGGUCGACGACACUCCCUCUGGCAAGCAGUUCGCUCCCUUGGGCGUUACCAGCCGUGUCUACUACUUCUUGUCCGAAAACACCCCCAACUCGAACGUCUCGGCCUUUCCCGAUGGUCUUCGAAUCCUGUCCGGUAACCCGAACGCCAAGGCGUCGACGGGUCAAUACGCUUUCAGUUGUCAGAGGAACCGAAACCUGACCGAUAUCGUUCAGGGGCCCGACUUCAACUUUGACAUGGACUGUCCUUUCGGAAUCAAGACCAACAUGUACUACGAGAACUGUUGGAACGGCAAGGACCUCUGGCUCCCUGGGAACGCUCACAUGAGCUACCCUGCGGGAGGCAACCCUAGGUUCGGACCCUGCCCUUGGUCCCAUCCCGUCCGUGUCCCCUCGAUGAUGUUGGAAGCCGUCUGGCUUCCGGGCGACUACGCCCCUGGUUCCAAAGUCAAGGGUCACCUCGCCUGGGCCAACGGUGAUACCACCGGGUACGGUUUCCACGCCGAUUUCACCAACGGUUGGGAUCGGGACGUCUUCCAGCGGGCGCUCGACUCGCCUGCUUGUUACGGAAACGGUGACAACAUUGCCAUGUCGGCCUGUCCCGUCUUUGCGGCUUCGAUGGACGUCAACAAGGCCAGGGCCUGUCGACCCACUGCAGGCACCUUGAUCGAGCCUACCGGAGUAUUGGAGAACGCUGCCAUAUCUGCUCUUCCCGGAUGCAACCCUCUCUGGGGGACCGAGCCUACCAAGCCGACCUGCAACCCAGCUGUUCCCAAGCUCGACGGUCUAUCUAAGCUGUUGGGUACGAACGGACCCCUCGUCGCCAAAGCCGAGCAACAACGACAACUCGUCCUGCCCACCUCGGGUGGCUGGAAGCGUAUCGGUUGUAUCUCUACCGGAGGUCUGACUAACCAGAUCAGCUACCAGGAUACCGGCAGGUUGACUCAGGACCGUUGUACCGAGACCUGCCUCGAGUCGGGUUAUCGUUACGCUGCCGUCGGUAACCACGCCGAUACCUGCUACUGUGGAACCGGGAUCGACCCAGGUGUCGCUUUCCAGGAGGGAAUGUGCACGGUUCCUUGUCCCGGAAACUCUACCCAGACCUGCGGUAACGAGUACAUCGUCGACGUCCUCUAUGCGCCCCCCGGUACCGUCGCCACAACCAGCGGACAGGAGCUCCGAGGAUGUUACCAGCCUUCCGGAUCUCAAUCCCUGACGAGCACCGCCUUCUACUCUUACCUGUCCGGCGCUCUUACCAAGCAGACCUGUGUUCAGGCAUGUGUCAACCGAAACGCCACCUGGGCCAUGACCACCGCGGGAGUCAACUGUUACUGUGGAAACGCCGACCUCGAGGGAGCCUCGGCCACCGGUGGAAACUACAUCCCCAUGGAUCGAUGCGAUCGUCCCUGCAGCGGAAACUCGAGCGAGAUGUGUGGAGGUCAAUACGUCGGUAGUCUUUACAACCUCAGCGCCUCUUCGGUGCCUGUCGCCCUGCCCAACAAGCCGACCGGUUGGUUGGGUUGUUACUCGGGCGGUGGAAACGCCGUUAGCGACGUCACAUGGCUCAACGGCAGUUUGACCGUCGCUUCGUGUGUCAACGGAUGUAGCGAGAUGGGUUACAAGUACGGUUCCGUCUCGGUCGGUAACAAGUGUCAAUGUGGCAAUACCGACGAGAACUUUGGAUCUCGUCUUCCUGCGAGCGAAUGCACUACCCCUUGCAAGGGCAAUGCCACCCAGACCUGCGGUGCCACUUACUACGCCGAGAUCUACGACGUCGUCAAGGGAGCCGAUUACACGUAUGACCAGGUCAGGGCCACCUACCCGACCGGAUGGAUGGGCUGUUUCGCCAGUACCGGUAGCAACCAGCAGUUGACGGACUACUCUUGGAGUACCAACAACAUGAACGUGGAGACCUGUAAGGCGGGUUGCGUUCAGUUCGGAUACCCUUACGCCGGUCUCAACAACAAGAACACUUGCAACUGUGGAUCGGAGCCGACCUCGCGAAGGAUGCCCCACGAGAACUGCAACUUGGCUUGUGCUGGCAAUUCGACCCAGUUCUGUGGUUCUUCCGGGUUCCUCGACGUCUACAACGUUACCGCCAUGAACUCGGGCGACAGCUCUUCCUCGACGCCUUCGUCUUACGUCGGCUGUUACCAGGACGCCUCCAACCCUCGAGGGUUGAACUCGUACACCUGGACUUCCGACUCGAUGACCACGGCAAUGUGUCGACAGGGAUGUCUCGAGCUCGGACCGUACCAGCUCGCUGCUACCGAGAGCGGAAACGCUUGCUUCUGUGGCAACAAGUGGGCCUCGGGCGGUAUUCUUCCCGAGUCGUCUUGUGCUACCGCUUGCAAAGGUAACUCGAGCGCGGUGUGUGGUGGCAACUGGGCGGCUUCGGUGUACAACACGACCAACGCGCCCAUCGCUGCCGCUUCCAAGGCUCCGGGCUGGCAGGGAUGCUACCCCUCGGGAAGCUUCUCGGCUGCCUUUUACAAUUCGCCCUCGAUGACGUCUGCGUCGUGUCGAGCAUCGUGUUCCGCUCAGGGCUACGCCUAUGCUGCGACUCGAUCGGGUACCAAUUGUUACUGUGCUCAAACUCUCCCGGCGUCCAACACUCGUAACCCUGGAACCAACUGUAACGUCGCUUGCUCUGGAAACAGCACUGAAACGUGUGGAGCUGCCUACCUGGUCGAUGCUUACGAAGUGAAAUCGUUGGGCGCUCCCACUUCUGGCUACGUCGGCUGCUUCUCCGAUGUCAGCAAGGUCAACAACGUCACCUACGUCAGUACUUACAUGACUCGAGACACGUGCAGCCAAUACUGUCAGGCCCGAUCGUUCCCCUUCGCCAUGACCACGUACGGUAACCGAUGUUGGUGUGGAUCCAACCGACCCGUUCAGCAACGAGCCGACUCGGACUGUUCGACCACCUGUACUGGAAACAACACCCUCACAUGUGGAGGCAACAACCUUGGUUCCGUUGUCUCGCUCGCGGGCGCCAACGUAUCGCCUGCCAUCUCUCUCGCCGCCGAUGACAAGGGCUACGUCGGAUGUUUCGCCGAGGGCAACCCCAAGUUGGCCAACCUGGUCGUUACCGUCGCUACCAACACCCCGACCACGUGUCAGAGCACGUGUAAGGGAUUGGGAUAUGCGGUUUCUGGUGUCGAGGCAGGAAACCAAUGUUACUGCACCAACGCCUUGGUUCCCGGGUCGGGCGGAUACCGAGUGGCGGACAGCGAAUGUAACACCGCCUGUUCCGGUGACGCAUCUCUCAAGUGCGGUGGAUCGAACCGUCUUGCGGUCAUGACCACGGCCAAUGCUGCUCAGGCUCCCACUUCUAACGGUAUGGAAGGCAACAUUGGAUGUUACACCACUGGCAACGUCAUCGCCAAGGCCACCUACGACGUCGUCUUUAGCCCCAUGACCCCCGAGUACUGCCGAAGGACCUGUCGAAACAAGGGCUCAUCCGGAGCCUUCCUCCUCAAUGGAAACCGAUGCUUGUGUGGAACGGCCGCGGAUGCUGGAGCCGUGCAGCCCGCCACCGUUUGCAGCACCCCGUGCAGUGGAAACAGCUCGGUCUCUUGUGGUGGAAGCGGUCAGGUCUCGCUCUACGACACUAGCGGUGCUGGAGCUCAGGCGCCAGUUCUCAGUCAAGCCGGAUACGUCGGAUGUUUCAUCAACGACAACCCCUCGGCCUUUGACUUUUCGACCACCUCCAGCUCGAACACUCUGCAAUAUUGUCAACGUCUGUGUACCUCCAAGGGUUACCCGACGUUCGGUACCAGCGGAAUCUACUGCAACUGUGGAACAAAGCUUCCCGCCAUGCUCCAGCCAGAGGCCAGUUGUACCACGACGUGUCCUGGAGCUGGUUCGACCGACAAGUGUGGUGGAUCUUCGAGGUUUAGCGUGUUUACCAGCAACAACAGCCCCAAUAUCGUCACCCCGAGCGUCAGUUCCGCCAGUUCGACCAUCGCAUCGAGUUCGGCGGCGUCCAGCUCUCGACCGGUGUCAUCGUCCGCGGCUUCUUCUUCGGCCAUCCUGUCUUCGACAUUGGCUCGGUCUUCCACCGUGGUCACGUCGGUCGCCAGCGGUACUGCCACUUCUCGCGCUUCGUCCGUUGCGCCGGCGACAUCUUCUGGAACCGCUAUCAGAACCGGAACGACCAGCGCUUUCGGAACGAGCACUACGGCCGCUACUUCUACAGUCAGGACUAGUACCGCUGCAGGGUCGUUCACCAUCAGGACCAGUGCUACUGCGGCUACCGGGACCGCCACUGUGAGGACGACUGCCGCAACCGGGACUGCUACGGUCAGGACCAGCUCAGUAGCUACCGGUACCGGAACCAAGACGCUCCCAGGCAAUAACGCCAUCGUGACCGAUAGCACAACUGCAACCGCCGCUUCCAGCACUGCGGCGGCACCCAACCCGACCUCCUCGGAUCCCUCGAACAUGGGUUGUUACGCGCUUGACAAGAAGGUCAUGUCGGCGUUCGAAAUGUCGUGCUCCACCUUGGACCCAUCGAUGUGCAAGCUCCUCUGUCGAUACAAGGGAUUCGCAUACGCAGCUGUCACUAACGGAGACACCUGUCUCUGUGGAACCGGCUCGAUGGGAUUGGUACAAGCGCAAGCGACGACCUGUAGCUCCAAGUGUACCGGAGACGCCAACCAGACGUGUGGUGGUACCAACUCGAUGGCCGUCUACCGUACCAGCGAUGUCGCCCUCCCCGCCAUGGUCGUGAGCAGGAGCCGAAAGGCCAACCUGAUCCGCAAGGUCAAGCUGGGCAAGAGCAACUCGCGUAGGGCCGGAGUGCAUCGUAUCUGAUAGGGCGGUGAUACUGUAGAUACUUUGCCGAUGAUUUAGGGUUGUCAAUGAUGUUACGAACACAUGAGAUAGAUUCGAUAGGUUCGAUUUGACUGUCGGCUUUGCCAAAGCGCAACGGGAACCAUGACUAGCUCACAGCUCAAGCCAUCGCAUUCACGAGUGAC